Messenger RNA from Strongyloides ratti, 2157 nucleotides. Its product is annotated as Mismatch repair endonuclease PMS2. Bases 1 to 2157 code for a protein of 718 amino acids. Gene Ontology annotation, molecular function: ATP hydrolysis activity; mismatched DNA binding; ATP-dependent DNA damage sensor activity. The record is from RefSeq and is a predicted model, not a curated record. Gene Ontology annotation, cellular component: MutLalpha complex. The transcript has 3 exons. Gene Ontology annotation, biological process: mismatch repair. Lineage: Eukaryota; Metazoa; Nematoda; Chromadorea; Rhabditida; Strongyloididae.
AUGUCGAAAAUUAACAACAGGCCAAGUUUGUGUAAAUCUGAUGCUGGCGGGACAACAAUAUCAAUAAAAUUAUUUAAUGAUGGUAUUAAUAAAAUUCAGGUUGAGGAUAAUGGUUCAGGAAUUAAAAAAGAAGAUUUUGAAAUGGUAGCUCAACUUCAUGCUACAUCUAAAAUAAAAAAUUAUGAAGAUUUUAUUUCUUUAAAAACUUAUGGAUUUCGUGGUGAGGCUUUGAAUUCUUUGUGUUGUUCAAGUAAAUUAACAAUAUUAACAAAAGUUAAAGAUAGUCGUGGGUAUCAAUUAGAAUUUGAUAAAAAUGGACAAUAUUUACCAGAGAAAACUAAAGAAGUUUCAAUGAAGGUUGGCACAACAGUUAUAGUAACAGAUUUAAUGUGUAAUUUUUCUGUUAGAAGGAAAGAAUUUAUUAAAAGAUCAGGAAAAGAAGUACAAGAAGUUGUUAAAAUACUUCAAAAUUAUGCUUUUGCUAAAAUAAAUAUAGCUUUUGAAUUAGUGAAUAUUGUAAAUGGUAAAACAAUAACAUUAAUGAGAAGUUGUGGUGGAAAUAUUAAUAUAAAAUCUGCUAUUUCAUCUAUUUUUUCUGAUAAAACAAAAUUUUUACGUAAUAUAAUAAAACUCGAAGUUGUAGAUAUUGAUGAUGAUACAUAUAAAAUAUUUAAAUUAGAUAAAACUACAUCUGAUAUUAAAAAGAUAGAUAAUGUAAAAUUUGAAGGUUACAUAAGUGGUUUAGAAAAUAUUACAAGAAAUAGUUUAGAUUACAUUUUUUUAUCUGUUAAUAAAAGACCAAUAAAUAAUACAAACAUUAAAAAUGUUAUUAAAGCUGCAUAUCAUAGAGCUAACUUAUCUUAUGGAAUUAUAUUUGUUUUACAAAUUUUUUUACCAAGUAAUUAUUUUGAUGUUAAUUGUUCCCCCUUAAAAGACACAAUGGAGUGUUCAAUAAUGGAUUUAAUAUUGGCAAAAAUUCAUAGCUGUAUAAUUGCUACCUUAGAAAAAAAUAAUCCAUCAGAUUCAUGCGAGCUAAAAAAAAGAAAAAUUGAUGAAUUUGAAAAUUCACCUAUUUCUAAGAAAAAACAUGAAAAACCUGUUAAACUUAUUAAUAAAGUUGGUAAGAAUAAUUCACAAAUUUUAAAAUCUAAAGAAAUUGAAAAUGAUUCUACCAUUUCAAAUAUGCCUGUUUCAUCAUAUGAUUCUUUUGUUGGAAAAAGAAAUACUGUUUAUAAAUUAUUUAAUUCUACAAUGUUAUCACAAGUUUCUGAUAAAACAGCAGUUUGUGAUGAUACAAAACAGCAUGAUUCUCUUCUUUAUGAAACAAAUUUCGUUGAUGAAACAAUAAUGAAUUCGACUACAGAAUCGAAAUCAAAUCUUAAGGAAUUUAAUGAAAAUAAUUUAGGGGAAUCAGAUAUAACAAAUCGUCCUCAAGUUGUUAUAAAAUUUAGUAUGAAUAAGUUAUAUGAUUCUGCAAAAGAAUUUUCAAAACAUGCUUUUUCUAAAAAAAAUGAUGAUAUUCAUUUAACAUUUGGAGUAGAAAAUGAAAAAAAAGCAGAAGAGGAGUUAAAACUUCAUCUUAAUAAAAAAGAUUUUGUUAACAUGGAGGUUAUAGGUCAAUUUAAUAAUGGCUUUAUUAUUGGUAAAUUAAAAAAUGAGAUUUUUAUAAUCGAUCAACAUGCCAGUGAUGAAAUAUAUAACUUUGAAAAACUACAAAAAAAUAGAGUUAUAUCACCUCAACCUUUAUUACAAUCUAUAAAAGUUAAACUUGGUGCUGUAUAUGAAUCAGCAAUUCGUGAAAAUAUAAAUGUUUUUGAAAAAAAUGGUUUUAGAUUUAAGUUUUCCAAGGAAAACAAUAGUGAUGAAUUAAUUGAACUUAUUUAUGUACCACAUUUAGAAGGUUAUACAUUUGAUAUUUCUGAUAUCGAAGAGAUGGCUGUUCAUUUGGCUGAGUAUCCUGAUACAAAUUAUAGACCAACUAAGAUAAGAAAAAUUUUUGCAUCGAAAGCAUGUAGGAGGAGCGUUAUGGCGGGAGAUCCUUUAUCAGUGCACAAAAUGAAAAGUAUAUUAGAAAAUUUGUCUAAAAUAGAUUCUCCAUGGAAUUGUCCUCAUGGAAGACCAACAAUCCGUCAAUUGUACUAUCAAAAUGAUACAUAA